AUGCAGCCUCCGCGUUUGCUGAUAUUCUUUUCAACAUUGGCUUUUGGUUUGAGAAUUGGUGCUCGAAGGCUGAAGAAAGUCCCUCUCAAGAGUGAUGACUAUCUCUCAGGUCUUGCCACGUUAUUCACAUGGGCAAUGGCAAUUGUUCUGAUCAUUGGAGCCGCGAGGGGUACACUUGGAACACAUACACUGCAGAAUCCUAAUACUGGUGCAGUUAUAGUCACUUGGCAUGAGAUUGACACUUCCAAGCUUGCUGGCAUCUCGCAACUCCUUACAAUUGUAGCCCUCGGUGUAUUGAAAAUGAGUGUCGUUAUGCUCUAUCGACGUAUAUUCAUUGGUCAGCAAUUUAGAAUGAUAUCUCUCAUCGUUGCGAUUAUGAUUGUAGCCUGGACAGUAUCCUUCCUAUUUGCUACGAUCUUCGAAUGUGGGCGUGACCUUGGCUUGCUUUGGAAAAGUCUUUCAACGUUUAAAAAGAAUUGUGGGAAGUACAAAUACAUUCAAAUUGGACACGCUGGGUCGGACGUCAUUACCGAUCUAAUAGUCCUCGCUCUUCCUUUGCCGACCAUCUGGACGUUAAGGUUGAGUGAGACGCGAAGAUUCGCCUUGUCGCUCAUUUUCUUACUAGGUUUAUUGUCAACAGCAGCUGGAGCCGCUCGUCUUGCGAUUGUUGGCAAAGACAUAUACGGAACAAGAACGGGAUCUCGCGAUGUCAGAGCAGUUGAAACUAACGCUAUGGUAUGGUCAUAUGUGGAGGUCGGUGUUGGAGUUGUGGCUGCCUGUCUGCCAACACUCCGGCCAUGGCUACAUCGGCGGACUCCAGAAAGUAUCGUCAACAGCGUGCGUUCGAAGAUAUCUUUGCAGUCGCUCGGAUCUCGCAGCAAACAUGGAGCGCAUGAAUCUGUGACAGAAACCUCAAAAUCAGAUAUCGAAUUGCAAGAGUACGAGAUGCUGACUCCGAAACGAUCCAACCAUGAAUUAAAUUCAACCGUCACCGCAGAUCGAAUUGAACGGGUGGAUGAUGGCAACAGUAUUUUAAACAUCCCCGGUAAGAUCCACGUACAGCAUGGCGUCACUGUUGAAGCAGAGACGAUCUCACGCAGACCGUAG
Molecule: messenger RNA, 1107 nt
Organism: Glarea lozoyensis ATCC 20868
Lineage: Eukaryota; Fungi; Ascomycota; Leotiomycetes; Helotiales; Helotiaceae
Exons: 6
Coding region: 1-1107 (368 amino acids)
Source: RefSeq, a predicted model, not a curated record